This is a messenger RNA of Rhipicephalus microplus (southern cattle tick), 2736 nucleotides long. Its product is annotated as ATP-binding cassette sub-family A member 2-like. Lineage: Eukaryota; Metazoa; Arthropoda; Arachnida; Ixodida; Ixodidae. Gene Ontology annotation, biological process: transmembrane transport; lipid transport. Gene Ontology annotation, molecular function: ATP binding; lipid carrier activity; ABC-type transporter activity. The record is from RefSeq and is a predicted model, not a curated record. Gene Ontology annotation, cellular component: membrane; intracellular membrane-bounded organelle.
AUGAAUUUUCUCGCCGUCGUCCUCACAGAGCGGCUCUUGAAGAUCCUGGCGAACACGAAGGCAUCGCGGGCGUCCUUGUGGGCUCGCACGCGGGCGGUGUUCGUGAAGCGCGCCAUCCACGCUUUUCGCGAGAAGCGCAUGCCGCUGUUCAGCUGGGUGCUUCCCCAGUUCCUUCUUACCGUGCUGUUCCUGCUCGAGAUCUGGGGGCUGCACGGCUCCUCGCGCGACGUCCUUCACGUAGGCGACACGCUCAAGUACAGCUUCCCGGUCGUCAUCGGACUCGCGCAGGGAUUUAAGCAAGCCGACAUCGAGGAGAAAUUUCGCGAGGAGUACCUGGACCCACUGUUCAAGUCCGCCACCCAGUUCUCCGUGGAGCGCCUGCCGGUGUCCACGGAUAUCAAUUACUAUCUGCUGCACAUGGCCAGCGACCAAUUGUUCAAUUACGUUUUCAACACGCACUUCGGCUACCAAAUGACCAAGGCGACCGGUACCGUGCUGUGGUACAACGGCCAGAUCCAGCACACGGCGCCCCUGGUGUUGACGGCGUACAAUAGGGCCCGGCUUCGAAACAUUACCAAGCGGGCGGAUGCCGACUUCAGCGUCGGCGUGGUCUCGGCGCCGCCCGCCAACGUCUCGUCCACGUCGUCUAAGGGCGAGAGCGAGCUGAUCCGCAGCCAGAACACGUACCGCGAGGUCCUCCCCAAGGUCCUUCGCUCCAUCUUCCUGCCGCUCGUCUCGAGUCUGAUGUGCAGCAACUUCGUCCUCUUUCCUAUCGCCGAGAGGGCGCUGUUGGUGAAGCAGCUGCACCUGUUGACGGGCCUGAGACCGUCGCUCUACUGGAUCCUAAACUUCGUAUUCGACUUCCUCUUCUACAUUGUCACCGCCCUGUGCGUGCUUCCUCCGCUGUGGCUGUUCCAGGCGGGAACGCUCACCACCACAGACAUCAGCCUCAUCUUCGUGCUGAACCUGCUGCACGGAUACGCGGCGCUACCCUGCAUCUACCUGGCAUCUUUCCUGUUCGAUAACCCGGGGCAUGGCUUUUCGACGCUCGCCGUUCUCACGUUCGUCUUAUCGUCUGUCGGCUGCCUGGGUGAGGUGUUCAUGGAGUACUACGCGCACGAGGUGAACAACGCCAUCGUCUCGUACGUGAUCAACACCGCGCGCAAGGUGACUCGGCUACUCCCCUCGAGCUCGUACGCGCGCGCCAUGACCAAGAUCCUGCAGCUGGCCGCCGAGAGCUCAGUGUGCCACGCGGGCGGCAUCGAGCUCGAGAGCCAGUGCAACAGCAAGGUCACCGACACCAAGCUCUCGCUGAAGCAGUGCUGCGACCACAUCUACAGCGCCAACCGGACCGCCUACCUGAUCCACCCGUUCGACAAGAACUCGUACUCGGCCUACUACGAGGUGAUCGGGCUGUCGUUUCAGGGCGCCACGGUGUUUGUAAUGCUGCUCAUCAUCGAGUACAUGCUCAAGACAUUUGAACGCGAGAUGACCUCGCUGGACGAAGAGGCGUUCUCGUCGCCCCACUCUUCGCAGCAGGCAUCUAUGAUGACGCGUGGAUUCUCCCGGAACUUAAAAAAGAAGGACACGCACUUAGAGGACACCGAAGUCCUGGCGGAGAACGAUAUGGUCGAGGACGCUGUGACGGGCAAACUGCCAGCCGUUCCGGGACUCCCGUGGCCCGUAAUGGUCGUUCGUAGUUUGCACAGGUCUUACGGCGUCUUCGAAAGCAACGUGGUGCUUCGGGGACUGAGCUUCACGGUGCGCAGAGGCGAAUGCUUCGGUCUCCUCGGCGCCAACGGGGCGGGAAAGACCACGACGUUCCGGAUACUGACGGGAGAGAUUCUGCCCCACUCUGGCAACGCCUUCAUCGGCGCUGCCUCCAUCGUCGAAGACACUAUGGAGUUCCAGCAGCAUCUCGGCUACUGUCCACAGCGGGACGGCCUGCUCGACAUGCUCACGGGCGUGGAGACGCUGACGCUGUUCACGCGUCUCAAGGGCAUCGCGCUGACGCCCAAGUACCUCGACACGCUCCUCGAGGUGUACCGCCUCGGAGACAUUGCCGACCAGCUCGUGGGCACCUACAGUGCGGGCAGCCGUCGCAAGCUGUCGCUCUGCAUCUCCAUGCUGGGCACGCCCCGCGUCCUGCUGUUGGACGAGCCGUACGCGGGCGUGGCACCCAUGGCUCGAAGGCGCGUCGUCAACUACAUCAGCGCACUGCAGCAUGUGGCCAACAUGUCGGUGGUCCUCACGUCCCACAGCCUGACGGACGUCGAGUUCCUGUGCAACCGAAUGGCCGUCCUGGGAGAUGGCCAACUGCAGUGCCUGGGCUCGCUGCCGCAGCUCAAAGCGAAGUUCGGCAAGGGCUACACCAUUACGGUCAAGACCUAUCCGGACAGGAAGAACGACGAGGCCUACCAGCGACAGGUCGUCUACGCCGUCUGGACAGCCUUCCCGGGCUCCGAACUGGUGCACUCGUACGAGGGCGUCCUGGAGUUUCGCAUCUCGUGGGUUCGCAUGCCGUGGAGCAAGAUGUUCAUCCUGAUGGCGCGCAUCAAGAAGAAGUUGAAGCUGCUCGACUUUUACAUCGCCGACACGUCCCUCGAGCAGAUCUUCCUCAGCGUGUCUCGAAAGGAAGCCAGUGAAGCGGCCCUCGCCGCAGCCCUGCAGCAGCAGCAGGAGCAACAGAAGCCCCUCGUCGUCCACCACAUCAUGGCGUCAGCGCUGGGCAUCUGA